UUUUCUUUUUUUUUUUUGCAAUGAUAUUGCGAUAGUCAUCUGCUUUCCAAUCUAUCUUUCGCGGCCGACUAGAUGUCGUAGCUACAACCGUGUUGCAGCCAGCCAGGAGCACCCAUCGCGAAACAUUAGGUCUUUCUUCUAUCCCCACACCAAACUACCAUAGUCCCAGCACGUCCAACUAUAGUCACGAUCUUGAUUUCCUGUCUUUUUCUCUUUGGAACUUCGACUUCAUAUGCAUCUUUGUUCCAAAUCACCCUUACCUUACUAGGGGUAACUGCUUUGAAUUGCAGUCGACUACACAGUCCAUCUGCAACCAUGCCUAUACUGUUACGGUACGAAGUACCAAAGCAGGAUGUGAGAGUUGUACAGAACUUGAAAGCACCGAAGCAUGCGCGGUACUACUCUCGAGCUCCUCUUAACUCACCGGCUACUUCUAGCUAUCCUUCCACACCCAACUAUCCGCCAACUCCAGGCUACCCGCCAACCCCAAGUUACCCGCCUACUCCAAGUUACCCGCCUACUCCAGGGUACCCGCCUACUCCAGGUUAUCUAGCUACUCCAGGUUAUCCAACUACCCCAAGUUAUCCGCCUCCUACAAGCCAUCCAGCAACUCCUGGUCCUCCAGCAACUCCAAGUUUUCCAUCAACUCCACGUCAUGGCGCGAGCUCGAACUAUCCACCUACUCCAAUCCACUCAGCCAGCCCAACCCACCCGGCUACUCCAAAUCAAUCUUCAAGUCCAAGUCAUCCAACAACUCCUGGUUUCCCUGAUACGCCUGAUUUCUUUUAUUCAGAGAAACGGUUCUUGGUGGAGCCAGACGUUGGGGAUCAAAGAAAGAGUAUAUACAGAGCAUUACCAUCGCCUCCUACAACGACAAAAAGAGUUAUCAAAAAGAUGCGAUUGUCCGCCUUUCUUUCUUUUGCGAGCUCAGCCACUAGUUUUGUGUUGACUCUUUUGUUUGUGUUAGCCGGACGGGAACCUGGUAUGCUAGAUGACGGAUUCAUGAUUUCUGUCAACGCUUCAAAGCUUGGUCAAGACAUCAUUCGCUUCGAGCCAGCUACAAUCUCAUCACCAGCUCUAUUGACUCGGCAGGAUUCGAGCCUUUCGGAACCCACAAUGCCAGGUUAUGGGGUGGAUCCGUCUGAUCGCUUGACAAUGCUGCUAGACCCUGUCUUGAAUAACAUCACCAACAGCGGGAGUCAAGGUGUCGGGGAUCUUAUCAACGAGGUGAUUGCAAAGGUAGUAUCUUCUGCCAAAAUGAGAGAUCAGUACCUGCUUUAUCUUGAAACAAUCUGUGAGGGUGACUCCACAGUCGACAAGUGUACCUCUUACCAAGAUCAAUCCUCCGGAUUUCAUGCGAUAAUGAACAACCUUAAAUCUUCUAUGGUUGUUGGCCAAACCAAGAUAUCCGUACCUCUUCUCGACCAACUAUCUACUUCUCUCAGUAACAUCUCAUCUGCUAUAUCAACCCUCCGGAUGUGUGUCUACGGUUUCCUCGUUAUCUCACUUAUCUGGUCCGGGAUAUCGCUUGUCGCCUCUAUUCCCGCAAUCUUCUUUCCACAGUCUCGACUCCUCAUCUACUUCAAUCUCGUAGCGCCUAUAAUUGCAUCUUCGUUUCAUUUCCUCGCGGCCGAAAUCCUCACCGCACUUAUAGUCGGUAUCAAUGGCUUUACUGCCGGCUUCGGACAGGCAGUUGGCCUGGUCGUAGGUCAAGGAAGCGGAGCGUUGUUAUUUGCAUGGCUGAGCUGGCUGUUUGUAUCCUUUUCCGCGGGAUAUUGGAUUGCUGUGUGGUUCGUUGAGGUCAGGUUGUGGGCGUUUGUCCGGCGAGAGCGAACGCCUAGCCAGAGGGGUGAUUGGAAAGGAAUUAAGAAGGAGGUCAAAAGCGACUUGAAGGGACGUAAAGAUAUAUGAAAUCGCCCCGAAUUGUUGAGGUACAUACCUUCAAACAUUUUUAAGACAUGAUUAGAUACGGGAUUGCGGAACGUGUCUUUUUCUUUCGACAGACUGGUCAUUUUCGCUACUGAACGACGG
Messenger RNA from Aaosphaeria arxii CBS 175.79, 2031 nucleotides. RefSeq lists its product as uncharacterized. Gene Ontology annotation, cellular component: plasma membrane. The record is from RefSeq and is a predicted model, not a curated record. Bases 316 to 1911 code for a protein of 531 amino acids. The transcript is spliced from 3 exons. NCBI's taxonomy places the organism in Eukaryota, Fungi, Ascomycota, Dothideomycetes, Pleosporales.